Messenger RNA from Owenia fusiformis, 1405 nucleotides. The record is from the annotation of a GenBank genome assembly. NCBI's taxonomy places the organism in Eukaryota, Metazoa, Annelida, Polychaeta, Sabellida, Oweniidae.
AAUAAACAUAAGAUGACUGUAACAACUUAACUUCAAAUAUAUAAAGUUCAAUGAAGUAUGCAGAUGUCUACAUUGCCUUUUAAAUUAUCAUGCAUUAAACUGAAUCCAACACAGAGGUUAUUCAACAAUUGCAGAUAUCACUGAACAUUUAUGCUACAAAACUUAGAAUACCAGAGCUAUGACACGUUUAACACUAAUUCACGAGAUUCGUAUUGGAAUAACUCUAAUGGGCCUUUCAGUAUUCCAUUUCGCUCUGGUUAGAGCAGCGCCAACUGAUAAUGAAUUCAAACAACUAUCAAAUACUGUUAUUGAACUGCAAAGAGAUGUUAGAGAUCAAGCUAUUGAAAUAGCUGUUUUGGAGAGAAACGCCAUCAAAAUGGAAAUUCUUGUUGAACAAUUGAGGAAGAAGUGUAGUAAAACAUGUACAGUGAAGAAGGUGAAAGGUCCUCCUGGGAAAAAAGGCGCCCAAGGACCUACUGGAGAAAUAGGUCCACAGGGAGUAAAGGGUGACAAAGGACUGACUGGAGCAACAGGUCCUCAAGGACCGAAAGGUAAUCAAGGACAUAUUGGGGCAACAGGUUCACAAGGACCGAAAGGUGCACAAGGUGACCGAGGAUCUACUGGGACAUCAGGUUCACAAGGACCGAAGGGUGAUCAAGGACCUAUUGGGACAACAGGUCCACAAGGACCAAAAGGUGACCGAGGACCUAUUGGGGCAACUGGUUCACAAGGACAAAAUGGUGCAAAGGGUGACCGAGGGCCAACUGGUCCAAAAGGUGACAAAGGGUCUGCUGGGGCACUAGGUCCAAAAGGGCAACAAGGUGCAAAAGGUGACAGAGGGCCGACUGGGGCGGCUGGCUUAGCGGGUAACACAGGUCCAAAAGGGCAACAAGGUCAAAAGGGUGAAAGGGGAUCUGUUGCGGACAGUUGUCAAUGGACAGAUUGGUCAGCAUGGAGCAGUGGUCCGUGUAGUAAAUCAUGUAAUAAUGGGACACGUCUGCUGACAAGAACCAGAAAUUACACUCAAUGUGUAUCUGGCACAGUUACAGAAACAAGGCCAGUAUCGUGUAACACACAAAUAUGUCGAGAAAUAGUUGGAAGCGGGACAGCAUCUUCACUUCAAAAGGCGUUAGCCCAUGCACGUGCACAAGCAGCCAAAGAAGAAUACCAUGGAAAACGUAUCGGCCCAGAUGAAUGUAACCCAAACACUGUGAGGUACCAAUACGAUUAUGAUCACAGUGACUAUGAACAAAACGAUUGCUACUAUUAUGAAUGUACAGGUGCCAAGAAGUUGGAGAGAAGGCGAUGUCCUGAUGGAAUGGGAGUCAACGAUUUGUUUAAAAUGAAAUGGAACGAUUACGGCUGGGGACAGACAUACGAUCCCUGCACAAAACGCAAUCCUGGC